Molecule: messenger RNA, 1587 nt
Organism: Triplophysa rosa
Lineage: Eukaryota; Metazoa; Chordata; Actinopteri; Cypriniformes; Nemacheilidae
Product: natural killer cell receptor 2B4-like
Exons: 5
Coding region: 178-1125 (315 amino acids)
Source: RefSeq, a predicted model, not a curated record
CGUGUAUUACCUGUCUGUGAGCCGUGUCACUGCAUGUUGUUGGAUUAUUUCUCUAUAUUGGAUGUAGUUUGUUUGUGAGAAUGUGAAGCAGAACAGAAAACUCUUCUUUUAAAGUGGAUUAUCUGGCUGACAGCCUUUAAGAGUCUUUUAUUUUCUCUCUGGAUUUGUUUUUGUGCUAUGUGGAGUUAUUAUCAGAAGAUCAUACAGUGUUUUUUCUGCCUGUAUUUCUUACUCAUAAAUAGUGUGUUUGGUGUUGAUGGAGAUGAAGUGAAGUCAGUGAUGGAGGGAGAUUCUGUCACUCUUCACACUCAUCUCACUCACAUACAGACACAAGAUUACAUACGGUGGAGGUUUGGAGCACAAGAGACUAAUAUAGCUGAAAUAUAUAAGCAAAGCAUUGAUAUGUUUGACAGUAAUAAGACAUUUGGAGACAGACUGAAGCUGGACAGUCAGACUGGAUCUCUCACCAUCACAAACAUCACAAUCACAGACUCUGGACUUUAUAAAUUAACAGUCAUUAGUUUAACAGGAACUUCAUACAAGACAUUCAAUGUUACUGUCUAUGUUCAUUUCCCCGUUCCGGUCAUCAACAGAGAUUGUUCUUCAUCAUCAGAAAGAUCUCCAAAAUCAAAUUGUUCUGUGUUGUGUUCAGUGAUGAAUGUGACACGUGUGAGUCUCUCCUGGUACAAAGGAAAGAGUUUAUUGUCCAGCAUCAGUGUGUCUGAUCUCAUCAUCAGACUCUCUCUACCUCUGGAGGUGGAAUAUCAGGAUACAAACACAUACAGAUGUGUCAUCAACAAUCCCAUCACAAACCACACACAACAUCUCAACAUCAAUGAUGUCUGUCAGCCGUGUUCAGAUCCCCUACCUUCACAUUUCAUAGUGCUGAUAGCUGUCGCUGUGAUGUUGCCGGUGGUCAUAAGUGUAUUUCUAUUCUGGCGCUUCAAAAAGUGUAAAAAGCCAUCAAAACAUGCAGAUCAGACUCUGGAGGAAGAGGUACUUUACACGGAGCCAAACAUCUCUACACAACAGUUUCAUAAUACGGUAAGAUAUUUUACAUUAUUAUCUGUUUCUUCUUUGUAUUGUUUGGCUAAAGUAUUAUAUUGUAUGCAUGAUCAACAUUAGUGUGUCUGCUUGUAUCAGUUUUUUGCAGUCACCCAGUGUUGGGUCUAAAAGAGAUAACCUGUUUGGUAAAUGUAACCAGAAAAUUGUUAUAUUUAUACGUUUAUAUUUAAAACAACCAAGAAUUUAGGGUUGAAACAACCCAGACCCAGCCUUGAAAACAACUCAACCUUUUAUUUUUGGAAUGAUGCUUCGCCGGUUGAGAUUCAAUGAAAACACAAUACCAUAUCAAACCAAAUAGACAGAAACGUCACUUUACAUCCUGGCUACGUCUAUGCACUAUUGUGCUUGUACUAUUUUUGCUUUAGUCUAUUAUUGUCUGGCAUGUUUUCUUGCUAAGUGUGUGAAAUUCAUCUCGUUUAUUCAGUCCUUACUUUAAUCUUUGGUUUUUAAUUUCUGUUUUUUUUUACAGAAUGUUGUUGAAGCAAAUCACACAGAAUACUCGAGUGUAGUGACAUGAUAUGA